Molecule: messenger RNA, 1269 nt
Organism: Botrytis cinerea B05.10
Lineage: Eukaryota; Fungi; Ascomycota; Leotiomycetes; Helotiales; Sclerotiniaceae
Exons: 4
Coding region: 328-1062 (244 amino acids)
Biological process (GO): mycotoxin biosynthetic process
Source: RefSeq, a predicted model, not a curated record
GUUUUCAGCUGCUUGCGCGUAAGUUCUUGGUUAGACGAGGAUCUUCCGAUAUCAAUAUCCUACCCAUCGUCUGCUGAGAUGUCAUCCGGUGUUGGGUUCUCGAAAUCACCAUUCUUGGCUAUGCUGGCAAUGCAUUGAAGCCUAUUGCUACCUCGAAGAUCAUACGAUGUGCUUUAUGUAGCAGCAAGAUCACGGUACUGUACAGUUUAGUCUGAAUAUACUGGACCGUAGUCGCCGAUAUGUUAUGACCUUGCCUCAAAUUAAAGAUAAUCGCGAUCAGUUGUGUCAGUCUUCAGUAAGCAGUUCUAUUCCCACUCUCACAGCACAAUGUCAUCAGAAUUUAAACCAUUUUUAUUGGAUGAGGAACUAUCAGAAGAUAAAAAACUUAGGAAUAUACGAGAUAAUUCGAAUCUCCCUCUGCGUGUCGUCUUCCUACAUCUUUCACUCAUAUCGUUAUAUACCAUCGUUUUCAUACUCGGCAUGCGUCAAUCAGCUUUUUCCAUAUCAACCUCAGUUCAUCCUCUGCCAGGUGUGAAGAUCCGAUAUGUACCAAUUGCUCCCCCCGAUCUGCCAUCAUCGCCUUACGCUGGUCCCCCGAGCGAGUCGGUAGACCAAGCAUGGCACGAUCUUUUGAAAGACAUGAAUAUACGGGUCACAACCGAAGAAUUGGAGAAAAGUGAUCAAAAGUCCAUAUCUCUACCAGAAGGUGGUGGGCAUAUGGUCUGGAUUGGGGCUCAUCAUCAACUUCAUUGCAUUAAAAUGCUUCGACGAUGGAACUACCGGGAUCACUACUAUCCCAACAUAACAGACCCAACAAUUGAACAUUGGGAUAUACAUGCAGAUCACUGUUUCGAUAUUCUACGCAGUGCAGUGAUGUGUCAAGGCGACACAACCCUCACAACAUUCGGAUGGGAGAAACUAUCUAAGCCACAGCCUCACGUCAAAUCGACAGAACAUCGAUGCGUAGAUUGGAACAAAUUGAUGGAAUCUCUCGCUGAUCGUGUUGUUGGCGAGGAAGAGAUGGCUGCGCUUGUGAAUCCUAGAUUGGAAAGUGGUGCAUAAUCGGGAUGGAACUCGGAACCGUUGGAUUGCGGAUGUGUGAUGGACGAUAGUGGAAAUGAAACAUAUAUACUUUUUAACGCUUUUAGUGCUACAUAUGGUUUGUGAUUAAGAGGAUCUAACUGUUUUCAACGUUUUUGAGACAGAUGGUUCUCGUCGAUUGACGAGCCUUGGCUAACUUUUGCAAAUAUGUGAUGGCGUGAUUUAGCA